Molecule: messenger RNA, 939 nt
Organism: Closterium sp. Naga37s-1
Lineage: Eukaryota; Viridiplantae; Streptophyta; Zygnematophyceae; Desmidiales; Closteriaceae
Source: the annotation of a GenBank genome assembly
AUGUCCCCUGCGUCCUACAGGGAGGCUCUGGCUGUGAAGGACGCUGCGACGUCAAAUCCGGACCUGGACAUGGUGGACAAGGUGGUGCGCACCGUGGCGGCAGAGCUCGGGAAGUCGUGCGUCUGGAGUCAAAGCUUCAAGUACCUGAAGCGAGUGAUCUACAACACGAACCUUGAAGUCCAAGGGAUCCUCACGGUUUGGUGGCUGUCACAAGGGGAUGCGGUGCGUCGGCUGUGCAAUGUCCUGGGCGCGUGCAUCGUUCUGCUCUGGGAGGACAACCACAAGGCGUACGAGAUUGUGACGAGCUACAAGUUCCAAUUCUACCUGUUCUUCCUUGCCGACAUCCUCGCCGACAUGAACGACCUUAACCGUUGUUUCCAGAAGCGUGAUCUGGAUGUGACGGAGCUUCCCAAAACCAUUGAGUCCACCACGGCGGAUCUGACGGAGCGGUACUUGGAGAGCGACAAGCAGUUCGGUGGCGAGAGCAAGUGCUGGCUGGUCGGCUUUCUGCAGCUGCACGGGCAAGGCGGAGGCAAGAAGGUCCGGGUGCGAGGCGUGGACGGGGAGGGACGCCCUAUCAACCACCUCUACAACAUGCACGAGAGGCAGCUCCCGGGGUACAAGUAUGGAAGCACCUACGCCGAGUGCGUGAAGUUGUGCCGCAGGUUCGCCCGCGAUUGCGUGGACAACCUCAACGAGCGUCUGGAUGACCUGGGGAAGCUGGGUCCAACGAAGCUGUUCCGGGCGGGGAAGUGGCAGGCUCAACGGGGGCGGAAGUGCUGUGAGUGGUUUCAGGGAUGCAACAAGCUUCUCCGCAACAAGCUGCCGGGAUUCGAUCCCAAGGCCGCAGAGAGGGAGCUCCCAACAUUCUGUGCGAUAAUGGAGACACACCACGAGCUGGAGAGCUUCGCGCAGGGGCUGACCUGUCAGAAUCAGUAA